AUGUCCGGAAUCAGCAAAGCCUGCUGCUCCAUCCCCCCUGUUGUAUCCAAGGGCUACCAGGCCAAGGGAGAAUACAAGACCAUCAAUGGCCUGAAGACCUAUGUCACCGGCCCAGAAUCGGCCACCAAGGCUAUCCUGGUCAUAUAUGACAUCUUCGGCUUCUUCGACCAGACCAUCCAGGGUGCCGACAUCCUGGCCACCUCGACCGACCAAAAAUACCGCGUGUUCAUUCCCGACUUCUUCGAGGGUAGCCCCGCCGACAUCUCGUGGUAUCCCCCCACCACCCAGGAGCACAAGGAGAAGCUGGGCAACUUCUUCUCGACCAAGGCUGCCCCACCCCAAACCCUGUCCAAGAUCCCCAACGUUGUCGCCGAAGGCAACAAGCUAGCCCCUGGCGGCAAUUUCCAGUCCUGGUCGAUCCUGGGCUACUGCUGGGGCGGCAAGAUCGCUACCCUGUCCUCCGGUGCUGAUAACAAGCUAUUCAAAGCAGUCGCGCAGUGCCACCCGGCUAUGGUCGACCCCAAUGAUGCAAAGGUCGUGAACAUCCCCAUGGUGUUCCUCGCCUCCAAAGACGAGACUCCCAAAGACGUCAAGGCCUUUGAGGAUAACUUGAAGGUCCCUAAGUACGUCGAGACAUUCCCAACUCAGAUCCACGGCUGGAUGGCUGCGCGAUCGGACCUGGAGAACCCCGAGGUGCGCAAGGAAUACGAGCGCGGGUAUAAGACCGUCCUCGAAUUCUUCCACCAGCACUCGUAA
Molecule: messenger RNA, 756 nt
Organism: Penicillium egyptiacum
Lineage: Eukaryota; Fungi; Ascomycota; Eurotiomycetes; Eurotiales; Aspergillaceae
Source: the annotation of a GenBank genome assembly